AUGGAUGAAGCCGAUGUGUUACUUGGCGAGCUCAGGAUUGACUGGGAAACACUUGUUACCGAGGAUUUCAAUCCAUUGAAGCAGGCCUUGCGCAACAAAAACAGCAUAGUUGAGGCAUCCAACUUCAGAAACCUGUUCCACAAGGUGGAGAAGGUAAUGGAGGGCAUAAUAGAGAAGAACUACAAGGGGUUCAGCGACUCCGUGCUUUCGUACAUGGAGUCGUAUAAGUUGAACAAACGAUGCUCGGAAAGUAUCUUUGAGAUCUCCAGGGCCGUCCAAGGGCUUCUGAGAAUGAAGAUAGAUGUGAAGGGCAUGGCCAAGGAGUAUGAAAGCAUGGCGAUGUAUGAGAGCAACUACAGCAUAUGCGAUGUGCUUGUUGAGAUGCGGAGAUGCUUUGAAGAGUUUAGCAUGAUUAAGGCUGAAAUUGAGUGUGAUAUGAAGAAAUGCAAUGGUGUGUAUGCCACAAGCCAAAGGUUUCUUGCUGCAGCCAAAAAAGCAAGCAGAUUGUAUGACCUAAUUGAGGAAAAUGGAUUAAUGGAGAUGGAAUGUGUAUCUAAGUUCAAGGCAGAGGCAAGCAUUGAAGUACAGGAGUUCAUGGCCAUGGUGUAUAAGAGGCUCGAUAGGUUUGUAUUCUACAAUGAAUAUGAUUAUCAAGAGGAUUUUAUAUGUGUGGUUAUGCUUGGAAUGCUUUGCAGUUUGGACAGAUACCAAACGGAGAACUUUGAGAAGGAGUACUUUGGAAUGGUUGAGUCGGUUAUCAGGAGUGUUGAUAGGGAAGCGGGGAAUUGCAAGGCAGAGAAGCUUUCUAGAGCAAUAUGUAGUAGAACGGCAAAUGUGGUGCACAACCUCCGGAUUCUUUGGGAAAUGGCAGAUGCAUCGUUUGAAGGUUUGAAUAGAAAGGCAUUGAAUAUCCGUGGUAAGGCCAGUAUGCACAACAGAGUCGAUAUGGAUGUGAAUGCAUCAAGCAAUCGAAGUGAUUGGGAUGCAGUUCUUUGCAUGUAUGGGCCAGACUGGCAAGAAUUUGUGGAAGGAGCGAUUGUUAAAAUUUUGAAGAAGUUUGUUUCUGAAUGUGUUGAAGGGAUUGAGAAGUAUCUUGAUACUGAAGUGUUUGAGGCUGAACACUUUGCAGACGAUAUAGACUAUGCUGCGGUGUUUGAAAAGAAGUAUGUGAUUCAUGAAAGGAUGAUUAGGGAAGGGGAGAUUGAAGGAACGUCGCCAGAGAGAUUUACUAAGAUGUUUGUAUCUGGGAUAGAUAUUGUGGUUUAUCUUGAGAAUUAUGUGACAAUUGAGCAAAUGAAGAGGUAUCUGCGGGAAUUACUUAACGAGAAGUAUGUAAAGGAGAAGCAGAAACAGAUGAGAAAGAAGAUUGCGUAUUUGUUUGAAGAGGAUGACUGGUAUGAAAAUGACUAUUCGAACUGCAGAUUGUUGUUCUAUUCAAACUACAAGAAAUUCAUUGAUGAAUUUAGUGUUCAUGCGGAUCUGUGCAGUACAGAAGAUGUGUUUGACUUUUUGGAUAGUCUUUUUGCAAGGAAGUUUAAUGAGCUUUACAGGAGACUGUUCAGGUCUGAUAUCAUCAACACGUGCUUUUUGGAGGAGGAAGGGAGCAACGAGGAUCGGGACGAGAGAUUCAAGAGACUUCUUCUUGUCCGUGCAAUGGACAUAAACGCAGUGUCUUUUCAGAAGAAGUACUAUGAGAACAUGCUAUUUGCAGCAGAGACAAUUAAAGAAGCGGCCUCUUCCAUCAAUGGAAAUAAAUCGAAGAGUGUUCUGAGUAAGAUGAAUGUGGCAAUCCGGUUCCAGAUGGUUCUUGAGAUGCUUUAUUUCUUUGAUUUGUUUUACAGGGAGGGAAAUUACAGAAGCAAGGAUGAUUAUUAUUUCCAGAAGAUAGUCAGGAUUGCAGAUGAUAUAAACAAGUCUAUUGUUAAGAUGGACAUGAAAGGUAUUUUUGAGUUUGUGUUUGACUGCUUGAACUUCUACAUCAAGCACAAUGUCUUGCGACUAAAUGUAAAGAGCAUGGAUGACCUGAAAGCAUUUGCAGCUAAAAUCACGCUGCUAGAUGAGAUAUUAUGCUUGGUUAAGGGAGAGGGUAGUAUGAUGGAAGCUGUACAGUUUAUUGAUGGAGUGGUUUUGGGAGAUGAGAGAAGUGACAGCGGAGUGAAAUUGAAAGCGAAGCUGAGUGGUGAGCACUUGAAUGAAACAUAA
Ordospora pajunii is the source of this 2202-nucleotide messenger RNA. RefSeq lists its product as uncharacterized. The transcript has a single exon. Gene Ontology annotation, cellular component: exocyst. The coding region runs from base 1 to 2202 and encodes 733 amino acids. NCBI's taxonomy places the organism in Eukaryota, Fungi, Microsporidia, Ordosporidae. The record is from RefSeq and is a predicted model, not a curated record.